Molecule: messenger RNA, 1533 nt
Organism: Ascochyta rabiei
Lineage: Eukaryota; Fungi; Ascomycota; Dothideomycetes; Pleosporales; Didymellaceae
Product: ammonium transporter Amt1
Exons: 5
Coding region: 1-1533 (510 amino acids)
Biological process (GO): ammonium transmembrane transport
Cellular component (GO): plasma membrane
Molecular function (GO): ammonium channel activity
Source: RefSeq, a predicted model, not a curated record
AUGGACCCUGUUUCCUCCGGCGCGGACCCUACCACGCCGCUAGAAGCUUUCAACAAUGCUACCAUUGCGACGGGCGGAGACUCGAGGUUGUACAACCUCAAUGUCUUUUACGAUGCGGGCGAUAUCGCUUGGAUGAUUACGAGCACGGCGCUUGUGCUGCUUAUGAUUCCAGGUGUUGGCUUCUUUUACUCUGGUCUUGCGAGGAGAAAGUCUGCACUCUCGCUGCUAUGGCUCUCCGUCAUGGCGACCGCGGUCGUCAGCUUCCAGUGGUUUUUCUGGGGCUACUCGCUGGCCUUUUCGCAUACGGCGGGCAAGUAUAUCGGUAACUUGGAUAACUUUGGACUGAAGGAUGUCCUUGGUGCGCCGUCCGUUGGUAGCUCCAGAAUCCCGGAUCUGAUGUUCUGCGUGUAUCAGGGCAUGUUCGCCGCUAUCACCGUCGCCCUUGCUGUCGGUGCUGUGGCAGAGCGUGGUCGUAUGCUACCCUGCAUCAUCUACAUGUUCGUCUGGUCAACGCUCAUCUACGACCCCAUCGCCUGCUGGACCUGGAACUCGUCCGGCUGGGUCUUCCAAAUGGGUGGUCUUGACUUCGCUGGUGGCACGCCAGUGCAUAUUGCCUCCGGAACUGCUGCCUUGGCUUACUCGUACAUGCUUGGCAAGCGUAGCGGUCACGGCACCCAGGAGUUGAACUACCGCCCCCAUAACGUCACUCACAUCGUUGUUGGUACCGUGUUCCUUUGGGUUGGAUGGUUUGGCUUCAACGCAGGUUCAGCACUUGCUGCGAACUUGCGUGCGAUCAUGGCCGCCGUGUGCACCAACCUUGCUGCCUGUGUUGGAGGUAUCACAUGGUGCCUUGUUGACUACCGUCUGGAGCGCAAGUGGUCGACUGUUGGAUUCUGUUCCGGCGUGAUUGCUGGCUUGGUCGUCAUCACACCUGGAUCUGGGUACGUGCCUGCUUGGGCUGCCGUCGUCUUCGGUGCUGUGGGUGGUGUGGCUUGCAACUACGCUACCAAACUCAAGUACUUCCUUCGCUGCGAUGAUGCUCUUGACAUCUUCGCCGUCCACGGUGUUGGCGGGUUCAUCGGCAACAUCCUCACCGCCUUCUUUGCGGCUGACUACAUCGCUCACCUCGACGGUUACACAGUCAUCCCCGGAGGUUGGCUGAACCACAACUGGAUCCAGCUCGGCUACCAGCUCGCCGACUCCAUUACCGGCGGCGCAUACUCGUUUGUCGGAACAUGUCUAAUUCUUGGCGCGCUCGACUUCAUCGGCAAGUUUGUGCCUGCACUCCGUCUGCGCGCUACCGAGGAAGAGGAGGCCCUAGGUAUCGACGACGUCGAGAUUGGCGAAUUCGCGUACGACUACGUCGAGCUCACGCGAGAGCUCAAGGUUCCUGACGACGAGGUGGACGAGGGCAUGUCGACGCAUUCGCUGCAAGACCAUGGUGCUGGUAUGGCGAUCAGCAGCCAUCACGAGAAGAACCGGGGGUCGGUGGACUCUGCAAACCAGCUUGCUGACUGGGCUCAUCGCGCUUGA